Messenger RNA from Amborella trichopoda, 557 nucleotides. NCBI's taxonomy places the organism in Eukaryota, Viridiplantae, Streptophyta, Magnoliopsida, Amborellales, Amborellaceae. The record is from RefSeq and is a predicted model, not a curated record.
UUCAUUCUCUGAUUCUGAAAUGAAAUUAAUCGACAGCCCAUGUUACCUGAAGGAGAGCUCCAAAUUGGUUGGUUUUAAGCUAAAUGACUACAUGUAUAACAUAUGCAAAUAUACAGAUUACAUCCACGUUGACAUUUGCAGCGGCUUGUGCAUCAGCUGGGAUCACAGUUCUAAUCGGUAACGAUCUCGGACAGUGUUCACAAAACCAUUGUGCAAGAUUUGAGACUGCAACUGCCAUGGCCUUCAUCAGCUGGUUCACCAUUUCCCCAUCCUUUCUGCUCAACUUUUGGACGCUCGCCUCCAGGUAAGUAGAACUUCUUUGGUAAAAAGUACUAGAGGGUAGAAAAGAACAAGUAAACACGCUUCUGACCUUUGGUCUACGCCUUUAUCUCACAAUUUCUUUGCUCAGAUUUACUCAAGAUUGUACAUAUAAACUGGUUUGAGCUUGUCAGUUUUCAUGCUUAUAUUACUGAAAUAUGUAAAUGGAUUGGGUUUGGCUGGAUUUGGUUACCUUUUUUUGUUGACUACACACAUCCUAUGGGUAUGUUGUUUCUUGU